UACGAGCCUCCAUCGUCUUCCACUUAAAAAUGAGAUGGUAGUAUAACUCGAUGAUAUGGCAGGAGAAACUUUUGUUUCGAGUAGUACGACUCAAUGAUGAAAGAGAGACAAAACAUUCUUUUAUUUUUAAGUAGAAUUUGCAGUAGCAAAUGAGGAAACGUUUUAUUUUUAGAUAGUGUAUUUCAGCAAUGAGUUGAAUUAAUCUUUUUAUUUGCAAACAAUGAUAUUCAGUGGCAAAUAAUGCUUUAUCCUUCAAAUUAUAGUACGACUCGUAAAAACAUAGUAAAUGAAAUUUUAAUUAUAAGUAGAGCGUACUAAUAACUCUUAAUAUAAAAAUUUGUUGUUAACAACAACAUUUAAAUACUUCUUUCUUUGGAUUUCAAUUUUAAGGUUAACUCCUUUUUGAUACAAGCAUGAACUUUUGUAUAUAUGCAGAAAGUGGUCAGCGAAAAAGAUUUGAGCAUCCCAGACUUCAGAUCUACAAGCUCAUUCUUUUUCCUUCGCUCAUUCGAUUACUCGACAGCUGCCACAAAUCUAACAAAAAAGGAACAGUGUGCUUUUCCCUGCCCAAGCAUGUGUUCAUCGAAACAUCGUGGCCUCGAGUAUUCGACUUGAAUAUCAAUGUACAACUGACAUUGGAGCUUCUCGAGGGUCAUCGCUGAGAAUUCGUCGUCCGGAUACGGCCCCCACGAACCAGACGAACCGGCUUCACGUAUGAUGGCCCCGUCCGUUCAUCCAUUGCUCGCUUGCGUUUCCCUUAUUUGUAUUCCACGGGGGAGGAUCGCGCGUUAGGGCCGCGCGAUGGAGAAAUCAUUAAAGUAACCGCGUGCACCGAUAAGGCAAGGCUCACCUUGACCGGGCGCGCUCGAGGAGCGUCCUAUAAAAGAAACGGACGCGCCUCGCAUCCCGCACAAAUCGCAUCGCACCGGUACGAUGGCCCGCAUGAUCGUCAUCACGCUCCUCACGGUCCUGGCACUCCUGCUGCCGGUCCGCGCGAUCGACCUGUCCAACAACAAGAAUAUCCAACUCGAAUUUGCCGACGAGGACGUCGUGCCGAAAACCGCACUGAAAAGCCUGGCGCCUGAAGUGUACAGUAAUGGAUUCAUCGGAAAUCUCGAGCUCGGCAGACGAUACUCCGACGAGACGAUUUUCCGCCGCGUAGUCGAGUUCAACAAUCCAUCGAACACCAUCGCCUCAAGUACUCUGACGAUGUCUGUUACUAAUGGGAUCAUCCAUUACGUCAGCGUGGUGAAUGACAACGGCAGCUACGCGGUGACAUGCGGUGAAUCAAACAGCCUAGGAUCGUCCAGGAGCAAUAUCAACAUCCGCGCCUCUCCCAACACGAAAUCCUACCUCACGAUAGUCGUAGCGGCGCAUUAAACACUGCCCAAGUACUAUCUUUUGUUUAAUAAUGAUUUUCUUUUAAUGCAAAAUGCAUGUAAUUGAAAAGCUUUCUUAUCUUAGGAGAAAAGUAGCGCUCAUUAUAGCUGGUGCAUUCAUGAUAGAAAAGUAAGGAGAAUUGUAAUUUUACUUUUGCUUGUCGCAGAGCUUUAGGUUUCACAGCUGUGAUAACAAUUUCCCUCCUGCUAUAAUACGAAAAUAGAAAGCCAAUCGAUAGGUCAGUUACAUAUCAAGGCUUACAUCUUAUCAAUCUUUAACAGACAUAUCUCUAUCGCAAUCCAUCAGAAAAAAUUGUUUUUCAUCCGUAUCGAUUAUUAUAACACAACUACUUUUACUGCUAAAAUUCUUUUACCAAUGUAAAAAUAAAAGCUGGCUCAUCAUUG
Molecule: messenger RNA, 1784 nt
Organism: Ooceraea biroi (clonal raider ant)
Lineage: Eukaryota; Metazoa; Arthropoda; Insecta; Hymenoptera; Formicidae
Source: RefSeq, a predicted model, not a curated record